AAAGAAGCAUUUGUUGCCGCCGACAUCAAUUACUCAUUGUGCCCUCCACCAACAACAAUUAGAAAAAAAUGGCAGAGGAAGCACCGGUAAUCCAACAAAAUAACGUCCUCGAGCCUGAAGUUAUACUCAAGAAACGUAAAGUUAAUGAGCGAACUCGGCUUGAACGAGUAGAAGCUGCUCUUGAAAAGAAAAAGGCUUUAAGCAAAAAGAAAAACAUUAUUUUCAAGCGUGCCGAAUCAUUCGUAAAGAACUAUCGGGAUGGUGAAAGAGAGCGUUUGAGGUUGAAGCGCGUGGCUAAGAAGACCGGCGCCGCUUUGGUUGACGAGGAGUCUAAACUUCUCUUUUGCAUUCGCGUUGCUGGUGUACGCAAUGUACCGCCUAAGGCUCGUAAAGUCUUACAACUUUUACGCUUAACCAGUAUCAAUAACGGUGUCUUUAUCCGUAAUAACAAGUCGACAGCUAACAUGUUGAAGCUUGUCGAACCAUACGUUACUUAUGGCGUUCCGAGUCUAAAGUCUGUGCGCGAACUGAUUUAUAAGCGUGGUUUUGGUAAAAUUAAAGGUCAAAGAGUCGCCCUUUCUGACAAUGCUCUUGUCGAAGAAGCUCUUGGAAAGCUUGAUGUUAUUUCUAUUGAAGAUAUUAUUCACGAGAUAUAUAAUGUUGGACCUCAUUUUAAAGAGGUUAGUAGCUUCUUGUGGCCUUUCAAGUUGACCUCCAUUAAACGCUCUUUGAUUGAGAAGAAAGCCAAACAUUAUAAUGAGGGCGGAAGAACUGGUUUCUGUGGUGAAGACAUAAAUAACUUUAUCAAAGAACAAGCUUAAGAUCGACUCUCUUUUAGCCGUAUUAUAAUGCCCUCGUUAAAAACAUCGGAAGAUGUUUUAUGUAUAUUAGAACUAGUUUUACGGAUUGGAAUUUAUUAAUUGGAAUUGUAUUAAGGUAUCUGGAUUUAAUUUGAAGAUAUAUUUGAGUGAGUGGUCAUAAAGAUAGAACUAGUAUUGUAAAAGCUCGUAACUAUAAUAC
Molecule: messenger RNA, 1020 nt
Organism: Schizosaccharomyces octosporus yFS286
Lineage: Eukaryota; Fungi; Ascomycota; Schizosaccharomycetes; Schizosaccharomycetales; Schizosaccharomycetaceae
Product: 60S ribosomal protein L7
Exons: 2
Coding region: 69-821 (250 amino acids)
Biological process (GO): maturation of LSU-rRNA from tricistronic rRNA transcript (SSU-rRNA, 5.8S rRNA, LSU-rRNA)
Cellular component (GO): cytosolic large ribosomal subunit
Molecular function (GO): RNA binding; structural constituent of ribosome
Source: RefSeq, a predicted model, not a curated record